AUGAGGUUACAAGGCGGUGGAACCCCCGUAGAAGAGACUCCCGCACCGGUCUCUGUGACUGCGCCCGCACCUCCACCUGCUGGGAUGGAUGAGAAAGAGAAACCGAUCAAGGUAGGCAGGAAAUCUGGUGGCGGUAAGGGGAAGGAGAAGGAAAAAGUCAAGGAUGAGGUCAAGAUCGAGGACGGAGUCGCGAGCAAACAGGCGACACCGGUACCUGCGCCCGCAGCGGUCGUGGCGCCUCCUAUCCCUGGAGGACCGGUCGAAGCAAGUCGCACGAACAACAAUGAGCUGGACGAGAUCUUGCCACGGACAGCCGACGAAUGGGUCUGGACACGGUUGGUCGACAAGCUCGAGAUGAUGUUGGAGUCCGAGUCGUGGGAAGCUCGUCAUGGUUCGGCCCUUGCAUUGAGGGAUCUGAUACGGAUACAAGGAGCGGCAUGCGGGACCGGCCGUACAGCUUCCAAGACGGACAAUCGACGGUCACACCACGUAGCACUCGAAAGACUGGCGAAAAAACUCGUCCUCGUCCUCGUACGCGACCGAUUCGGAGACUUUGUCGGUGAUACCGUCAUGGCGCCCGUACGAGAGUCGGCUGCUCAAGCUUUGGCGAGCGUGAUCAGCCGUAUGCCGGUUACGAUGGUCAGCAGAGCGGGCAGGACGUUGUUAGGGAUGGUCACUCAAGGCUGGAAGGACGUCCCGUACGUGUGGGAGUUGCGGCACGCGGGGUUGCUCGGGUUGAGGUAUAUGCUCGCCGUUGUCCAGGGACAGGGGGUGCUGGGUGGUGAGACCCGGGGUCUAGGCAUGCACGAUGUCCUUGCCGCAACCAUGAUCGGCCUCGCCGACUCGGACGACGAUGUCCGAUCAGUAUCCGCCACGUGUCUCUUGCCGAUCCUACCGUUACUGGCGGAAUCGCUCGGCACAGACGACCUUGCGGGCCUACUUGACACGUUGUGGAAAUGCUUUUCCGUCGACGGGGACGAUCUCGGGAGCAGUACGAGCGCCGUCAUGGAUCUCUUAUGUCGCAUUCUUGGUUUCCCGAAGGUGGUCAAGAUGUAUUCGCGAGGGCAAGGUCAAAGCCGCUCGCUGUCCACGCUUGUGCCUCGUCUUUAUCCUUACUUUCGACACACUAUCGGGCCCGUGCGACUGGCCGUCGUCCGCACCAUCCAAGCCUUUCUUGACGAUGCCGAUUUGCCUAUUGAUUGGAUCAACGCCGACAUCCUCCAUCUCCUUUACAAGAACCUCGUGGUCGAAGAUCGCAUCGACUGCCGGACCGAAUCGUUGGCGGCGUGGAACACUGCUCUUCGAGUAAUUUCGGUGCGACCCGACUUCUUGUCCACCGAUGUCUUGCCCAACGUUGCUGGCUGGUUCAACAUCGCCUUGGUGCCGAUCAACAUGCCUUUGGAACCUCACCUCUUUUGUGACGUGGUUGCUCGAGGAUCGUCCACCGCUCACAACGUCGACAAGGGCAUACUUGGAGCCGACCUCGCCCUCGUCUCGGCUGAAACAAUACUUCGCAACCGUAUCGAUGCCAUCACCGCCUUGGCCGAGGUGACGAGAUACGAUCCAGGGCUGCUAUCUCAGGCCACACACCAAACGCUCCUGAGCGGAUAUCUGGCGUCGACUAGCGCGCAUCAGCUAUCGAUGUGUAGUAUCCUGAUAGAAGAGUGGACUCGCGUGCGAGAUGAAGACUAUUCAGAGCACCUGGCUUCCCGACUCGAAGUGGUCCUCCCGUCGGUCGAACCUCUUGUGGGUAUGUUGGAACGCCUCGUUGAGCUGGGACCUCCGGCUGGUCUUUACGAGGUGCAAACGUCGCUGCAAGCUAUCAGACAGGAGGCCAAGAUGUUGGCCAACCUGAUCGAUCGACACCGGCCCGAGAGCGCCUCGACCGAGGAUGCAUACGCUAUGGCUACGCUUGAGCAAGUGCAAGACCUGCUCGACGGCGGUCUGGACGAUUCGCUGGCAAGGAUCCCUGCGGUCAAGCGCAAGCAAGCCAAGGCAUCAGUCAAGGAUCGUCGAGCGACAUUGGCAACGGCUAUAUCGCGACAUCGUAUCCAGCAAGAACAGCUGGAAAUUCAGAUCCAGGCGACAGCCGCUGCGGCUCUCAUCGGUAUGCGUUUCGUCCCUUCCAAGAUGAACCCGUUGAUGAAGGGUAUCAUGAGCGGAGUCAAGAGCGAAACGAACGAACUUCUGCAAACACGUGCUGCCAACUCGGUCGCCAAGCUGAUCAGCAACUGUUUCAACUCGGCCCUUGGAUUGCCAUCAAGACCGGCACUCAAGCUGGUGGAGAAUUUGCCCAAAUUCAUCUGCAGUGACGAGAGCUUUACGCCGCAAUUCGAGAAUCUCGCCUCGACAGAAGGAAUCUUGACGCUAAUACAGGCUCAACAGCCAAAGGUCGAUGCGGACAACAGCGCUCGCGACCUGCAACAAGAAGCUCAGACGUUGACUCGACGAGGUGCACUCGCUGCUCUUGCAGCUGUGAUCAAGCGUCUGGACGAUGCAGUCUUCGAGCAGGCCCCGAACCUCUGGAACGCGAUUGCAUCCCCUAUCAUGGCCCAGACUGAUCCUGUCGCUGCCGCUGCGGAAGAUAAACAGUCUCUCAUCGAUGCCCUCACCACACUCCAGAUCAUAUUGCCGCUAUUACCCCGCUCACUUCACCCACAUAUCGAGGUUCUUGUCCCCGGUGUGGUGGAGGCAAUCAAGAGUCCGUACGCGGUCAUCAGAAACGCUGCGGGCAAGGCUCUCGCGGUCGUAUGUCGGAACAUGACGGAACAAGGAAUGAAAAUCGUCCUGGACAAGCUUUUGCCGCUGUUAGGCGAUACAAAGAACCUCUCGCAUCGUCAGGGCACCAUGGAGGCCAUUUGGGCCGUCGUCGAUAGCAUGCAGUUCGACAUCCUUCCCUACGUCCUUUUCAUGAUCGUACCGGUGCUCGGGCGAAUGAGUGAUCCGGACGAGUCGAUGCGAUUACUUGCGACUCAAACCUUUGCUACUUUAGUCAAACUAGUACCACUCGAGGCCGGUAUUCCGGAGCCUCCCGGCGUCAGUCGAGACAUGCUUGCCAAACGGGAAUUGGAGAGGGACUUUUUAUCUCAGCUGCUGGACAACCGCAAGGUCCAGUCAUAUGUGGUACCGGUGCCCAUCAAAGCCGACCUGCGGUCGUACCAGCAAGACGGUAUCAACUGGAUGGCGUUCCUCGCCAAGUAUCAAUUGCAUGGUUGCUUAUGCGACGACAUGGGACUUGGCAAAAGUUUGCAAUCUAUUUGUAUCAUCGCCGGCAAGCACGAAGAGCGCAGAGCGCGAUUCGAAGCAACCGGAUCGCCCGAUGCCGCUCACCUUCCUUCCCUCAUCAUCUGUCCCACGACCCUCAUCGGUCACUGGUUUCACGAAAUCACGAAAUUCACGAACAAUUUACGACCUUUCAAGUAUUACGGAUCGACGAGCGAACGAACCGGUCUUCGCCGACAGUUUCAGCAUCACGACGUUAUCAUCACGUCUUACGAAAUCAUUAGGAGCGACAUGGACUUUAUGCGACGUCAAAACUUUUUAUACUGCAUCCUCGAUGAGGGCCACAUGAUCAAGAACGCCAAGAGCAAAUUGACCCUGGCCGUCAAGUCGCUGCAGUCGGUACAUCGGCUCAUCCUCUCGGGCACGCCCAUACAAAACAACGUACUCGAACUAUGGAGCUUGUUUGACUUUUUAAUGCCCGGGUUCUUGGGCACCGAAAAGGAGUUCAAUGAUCGCUUCUCCAAGCCGAUCCUAGCGAACAAGGAUGCCAAGGCGACCGCCAAACAGAAAGAGGCUGCCAUUCUCGCACUCGAAGCGCUACACAAACAGGUGUUGCCCUUUGUCCUGCGACGAAUGAAAGAGGAUGUGUUACACGACCUUCCUCCCAAGAUCAUACAAGACUAUUACUGUGACCUCGGUCGGGUUCAGCAGAGCCUCUACGACGACUUCCAGGCUUCCAAGGCGAGCGACGAGGCGGUCAAGACCCUGGUCACAGAAAGUGUCAAGGAGGACGUCGAUGUCGAUAUGGAGACUGGAGCUUCGGCUGCGCCUCAAGCUCAAAAGCACAUUUUCCAGACACUACAGUAUCUGCGCAAAUUGUGUAAUCAUCCGAUGUUGGCGAUGGGAGCGGAUACCGAGCGGUACAACGAGGUCGUACGACGGGUCGCCGCGGGAAACAAGGACGUCAGCAAAGACCCGAUGGAUAUUUCGCAUUCGCCGAAGUUGCUUGCAUUGCAGCAACUCUUGCGAGACUGCGGGAUCGGGGACAUCAAGUCCGACCCGGGCGAAGCGGAACUCCUAGGCUCGACAUCACAACACCGCGUCUUGAUCUUUUGCCAGACCCGCCAGAUGUUGGACAUCAUCCAGAAUCAACUCUUCAUCCCCCACAUGCCCAGCGUAUCGUUCAUGCGUCUGGACGGGGGCACGGAACCUAUGAAACGACACGAUAUCGUCCAGACCUUCAAUGCCGAUCCUAGCAUCGAUGUGCUUUUGUUGACGACCAGCGUAGGGGGGUUGGGGUUGACGUUGACAGGGGCGGAUACGGUGAUCUUCGUCGAUCACGAUUGGAACCCUUCCAAAGAUAUGCAGGCGAUGGAUCGGGCGCAUAGGUUGGGCCAGAAAAAGGUCGUCAACGUGUAUCGUUUGAUCACGAGGGGCACGUUGGAGGAGAAGAUCAUGAGCUUACAACGGUUCAAGCAGAAUAUGGCCAAUACUGUAAUCUCCCAGCAAAACCAAGGUCUGGAUACGAUGAAUACGGACCAGGUGCUCGACCUAUUCUCGGCCCCGGCAGCAGGGGGUUCGAGUAAUAAACCUGUCAAAAAGGACGGUCCGAUGAGCAGGAACGAGAUUCUAGCCGGCCUGGGAGACUUGCCGGCAGAGCAGGAAUACGAAGACUUGACGCUCGAUGCGUUCAUGUCCAAGUUCUGA
Molecule: messenger RNA, 4929 nt
Organism: Filobasidium floriforme
Lineage: Eukaryota; Fungi; Basidiomycota; Tremellomycetes; Filobasidiales; Filobasidiaceae
Product: putative helicase
Exons: 14
Coding region: 1-4929 (1642 amino acids)
Molecular function (GO): TBP-class protein binding; ATP-dependent chromatin remodeler activity; ATP hydrolysis activity
Source: RefSeq, a predicted model, not a curated record